Colletotrichum graminicola M1.001 is the source of this 921-nucleotide messenger RNA. Its product is annotated as OB-fold nucleic acid binding domain-containing protein. The transcript has 2 exons. Lineage: Eukaryota; Fungi; Ascomycota; Sordariomycetes; Glomerellales; Glomerellaceae. The coding region runs from base 1 to 921 and encodes 306 amino acids. The record is from RefSeq and is a predicted model, not a curated record.
AUGACGAGCGACCGAUCUGCAGGCCUCUAUCCGCGAUACUGCCUUCACCUCUCCCCAACGUUUAACACAUGGUGUCUCCUGCACGCAUCCGACAUCCACGCCCUGGAAUCCGUGCCCGAAUAUGAAGUCCAGAAUUUCUAUUUUCACAAGAACCUACCUAUCAAAUGGGCGCGCAUCGUCGGCAUCGUAGUCGCCAUUGAUGACUUCCCGGGCCGGCGCAUCUACACGGUUGACGACAGCAGCGGGGCCUGCAUCGAAUGCGUUGUCGCGCUGAAAACGCCGCCGCCGUCGGACGCGAGUGCUCCGAAACCCGACACGAGAGGAUGGCUCAGCAGCAACAGGCCGCAGCCGCAGCCGCCCGCGGAUUGCGUCGACGUAGACGUGGGCAGCGUCGUCGACGUCAAGGGGGGGCUCGCGACCUUCCGCGAGGAGAUGCAAAUUAGGGUCGAGAAGGUCAGGAUCCUCAAGUCCACGGAGCAGGAGGUGGCGCUAUGGGAACGCCGUACACGGUUCCGGAACGAGGUGCUUCUACAGCCGUGGGUGCUCAGCCAGAAGCAAAUACAGAAGUGCAAGAAGGAAGAGAUGGGGGGUACCACAGGUGACGACAACGAGGAGAAAAGGCGCGCGGAGAGGAAGAAAGUGGAAGAGGAGAUGCGGCAAAAGGCCGAUGCCAUGGCGACGACGGCGAAGGAAGACCAAUACCGCGCCUACAAGCUGAGAAAGGAAUCGCAAAGACUGCCGAAGCCUUUGCUGGCUUCUGCAGCUAUGGGUUCGACCGUAGAAGAUGAUAGAUACCGUAUCCAUAAGUUGAGGAGGUCCGGGGCCAGGAGCUCCGAUAGAAGAACAGGUGUACCCGGCGGUCUCUUGCGGCAGGUCCUCGAUGACAGCAUCAGGGAAAAGGUCGACACCUUGGGACGUUGA